GUGAACACGUCAUUGCGUCAGUCUCUGCAGAGACACACCGCUGCCCAUAUCGUCACCAUCAUCACAUCAUCACACACGGCUUUGUUACUUUCCGUAAAUAUUUAAUCGGCAUAAAACCCACCGACAAUUCAUCACAUCUGAGGCGGCAUUGCUGUUAUAUUCUACACAAUAUCGUAUAUUUGGGCAUAUUGGAGCUGAAGAAUGCAGGAACUGCUGACAUCAAGCUUUUCGUCUGAGGACUCCAGUCUUCCAUCCACCCCAACAUCUGACGCUUCAUCCAAACGUUUGUCCUGGAGCGGAUUGAUGCAGAAAAGUCUGGACUCCGAAUCGGAUAGCCACAGUAGCACAGACGACGACUCAGACGCAGGUUCAAUAUCCCUCCCCGAUUCGUCCGAAUCCGACCUGUUUUUCGACCCCAUGGAGGAAGCGUUGUGUAAAGAAGUGGUGCAGCUCAUCGCACUUGACCUGUCCGAAGCCAAAGACGACGUCUUGCACUGCUCCAAACUCCUCAUACCUGAGAAACUUCUGGAGCACAUCGGCCAAGAGCUGAUGCAUCUGUCCGUCAGCGAGCCCUGCGGCCUGCGGGGGGCGCUCAUCGACCUGUGCGUGGAGCAGGGGGGCAGUUGUGAGGCCGCGGGGCAGAUAGCGGUUGACCCUAAUCUGGUGCCCACCUUCCAGCUGACUCUGGUGCUCCGCCUGGACUCCAAGGGGAUCUGGCCAAAGAUCCGUGGGCUUUUCGCGGGACGCUCGCCGGCAUCUCCGGGCGUUCGACAUGCACUUAAACUCAGCACUGGAUUUAGAGUUAUUAAACAGAAACUGUACAGCUCCGAAGAGCUUCUGAUAGAAGAAUGCUGAGACUGUCAAUCAUGGAGCUUUUCUAGUUUUUUAUUAUACCUCUCGUAACCCUUUGGCCCGCACGAGGCCGGACGUUAUAACAGUGUUGUAUGACCGUUGUCCACGAUGAAUGGACUGAGACUAUAUCUGUGGUGUGUUCGAGAAAUGUUGAGGUUGCACUUCAGACGUUUGAAGCAUGUACCUCCGAUGUGGCAGCUAUAAUACAUGUGUCAUGUGCUCAUUAUUAUUUUUAUGCAAGUUUGUUGAAGUGUCGGAUGCAAUAACGCCUUUAGAUCAAAUGCAAAAGGUACUUUUUAAAUGUAUUUUUAAACCAUCAAAUGCCUAUUUCAUGCAAACUAUUUAUUUGAUAUUCAAAUGCAAUGCGUACUGUUUUUGUACUUGCGUUUAAAGAAAUGCAGAAAAUAAAUUUAUUUUUUGAAGAAACGA
Xyrauchen texanus (razorback sucker) is the source of this 1281-nucleotide messenger RNA. Its product is annotated as DNA damage-inducible transcript 4 protein-like. Gene Ontology annotation, biological process: apoptotic process; negative regulation of TOR signaling; response to hypoxia. Lineage: Eukaryota; Metazoa; Chordata; Actinopteri; Cypriniformes; Catostomidae. The record is from RefSeq and is a predicted model, not a curated record. Bases 202 to 855 code for a protein of 217 amino acids. The transcript is spliced from 3 exons. Gene Ontology annotation, molecular function: 14-3-3 protein binding. Gene Ontology annotation, cellular component: cytoplasm.